Labeo rohita (rohu) is the source of this 1837-nucleotide messenger RNA. Its product is annotated as gastrula zinc finger protein XlCGF8.2DB. NCBI's taxonomy places the organism in Eukaryota, Metazoa, Chordata, Actinopteri, Cypriniformes, Cyprinidae. The record is from RefSeq and is a predicted model, not a curated record. The transcript is spliced from 3 exons. The coding region runs from base 111 to 1025 and encodes 304 amino acids.
UGACGAUGUGACGUUGUAAGGUUGCGCCGCGCUCCGCCUGUGAUUCGGAUGAAGAUAGAAAAACCUCUGGUGAAGCAACUACGAGAUCUACACUACAUACAAUUAUAAAGAUGGUGUUGAUUAAAGAGGAGAGUGAAGACAUGAGGAUUGAAGAAGCAUUCAGAGUGAAACAAGAAGAAACUAAAGAACAAACAGACCUGAUGGCACUGAGAGAGGAGAGUGAAGAACUGAAUGAAAUGGAAGAGAAAGACCAGAAACAUGAUUGCAUGAUUGGUAAAAAAUCCACACAGACUAAGCAGACUUCCUCGCGAAAAAGAGGUCAGAAGAUCGAAUCUAACAGUUAUUUCACCUGCGGUCAGUGUGGAAAGAGGUUGACUAAUAAACAAAACCUUGACGUCCACAUGAGAAUACACAAUGGAGAGAAGCCUUUUACCUGCCAGCAGUGUGGAAGAAGUUUCACUCAAAAACAAAACCUUAAAGUCCACUUAAGAGUUCACACUGGAGAGAAGCCUUACACAUGCACUCAGUGUGGACAGGGUUUUACACAUAAAGGAAACCUUAAUGCCCACAUGAGAAUUCACAAAGGAGAGAACCCCUACAGCUGCAAACUGUGUGGGAAGAGCUUCUCCCGAAAAGAAAGUCUCAAUGUCCACAUGAGAAGUCACACUGGAGAGAAGCCCUUCAUAUGUGGUCAGUGUGGAAAGGGUUUGAGAUGUAAAGAAACUCUUGACUGUCACAUGAGGAUUCACUCAGGAGAGAACUGUCUCAAAUGCCAUCAAUGCGGAAAGAGUUUCAGUCAUAGAAGAAGCCUCAACACUCACAUUAUAAUUCACACUGGAAAGAAGCCGUUCACCUGCCCUCAGUGUGGAAAAUGUUUCACACUUAAAGGAAACCUUAAGACUCACAUGAGGCUUCACACCGGGGAGAAGCCUUUCACGUGUCUUCAGUGCAAGAUAAGUUUCACAUAUCAAAGAGACCUGAAACGUCAUUUGAAAACUCACUCUGAAAGUAAAUUGCGUGUGUGACAAUUUCAGUUUUUUCACCUGUGCAUUCACUCUGGAGGAAGGCCAUCUAAUUGUGAUCAGUGCAACAAAAACUUUUACUUGCCACACUCAUGCAGAUGUGAGGCCCUGUUUAUGUCCUUUAUGUGUAAAGCAUUUUAAAUGGCUCUGCUGUUAAAAAUGGCACCAGAAAAUAAAUAUCUGUGUGAAAUGAAGGCUACAUUCACAUCACAUGUGAACGUGGACCGAAUCUGAUUGUCCAGCUUCAUGAACACUUUAAUUUGCGUCCAUCACCUCUUUAUACUUUGCCUUGUGGCUUUGUAUUUUUUUUUUUUUUUUGGUCAUGUACAUAUGAACUCCUUUGGCCAUUUGAACUGACUGAAUUUUGAGCAGCUAAUAGUCAUUCCAAUGUCGCUCCAUGUCAUUGGUACUUUUAAAUGAAACCAGUGGUUCAACUUCUGUCUUGCUGUGAAAUGCCACAAUGCUAAUGAAAAUAUCUAAAUAAAAGUACACAAACUGUACAUAAAUAAUUUAUUUUGUUAUAUUGUGCCAGUAUCACUCCUGACUGAGAUUCUUCUAUAGAUAUAACAGCUCCUCUGUUAUUCCAUCAUUUUGGCUAUGGCAGGAAUGUUAGUUUGUUUUGAUAUUUUGAUAAAAAUUGAUACGAAUCUCCACACCAGCAGCACUGUCAACAGAGUUUUGUCUGAUACACAAAUGCAGGUAACAAAACUAGAUUAACUCAAGUCUACUAUCCGCCUGAGACGUUGACUGAGAAAGCUGUGAAAUAGCAGGUAGCAAGAGACAAAAGCUGCAUUUCCAUUUCCUUUCAAGAUUUA